GAACUUUCUGAGUUGAAGUAGGAAUGCGUCCCUGCUGCGGAGGCAGGAGGAGGGGAGAAUCAUCCACCUACGUGUAAGCAGCAUCAGUGUUCACAUUGCCAUCAGUUUCCUCAGUCAGAAAGGAACCUACUCUAAUGCCUCGAAGGGUUGGGACACCAUCAUACAGACUCUGACCAAUUUCAUCGACAUUGUAUUUACAGUGCACUGUUUGAUCUUUUUUUUUUUUUUUUUUUUUUCCUUUUCUUUUUUUUUUUUCGGAGCUGGGGACCGAACCCAGGGCCUUGCGCUUGCUAGGCAAGCGCUCUACCACUGAGCUAAAUCCCCAACCCCCACUGUUUGAUCUUUAAUCAGUAGGACUUUUGUAAUGUAACCAAAAGUAUUGACUGAACCUACUCCAAAGGGUUUGUGUGCCCUACAGUGUUCUACUGUCCCACUGUAUUUUUAAAUUCAUAUAUUGUGACUUUUUGCUUUUAGGAAACCUAAGCUUUGUUUCCGUGCCAAGCUCUUGGUUCCUGAACAGAUAUGAGAAGAGGCAUGCUCUUUUGCAUUCCUGUGAAUUUUUUUUCAAACUCGUUUUCUUUUGAAUGUAGCAAACCUGAAAUGGGUUCUUAGCACAGCCACUAGAGUGCCUUCCUCUAGUGUACCGCCUGCCCGUGCAUGGCCCCCGCACCUCAUGAAGCCAGGCUUGCCGUUGGGCAUCUGUAGUCCCAGCACUUGGGAUAGGGUCAGGAAGACGAAGAGUUCAUUGUGAUCCCUGUGUGCAUGGUGUGUGUCUACAUGAGAGGCUCUGUCUCAGAAGAAAUUGUCCUUGAAGAUACAAAAUAAUUGUCAACUUUUCCUUAAAAAUAGUGUCAAUUGAGCUGACCCAAAGAUGGAAGGCGUUAGCACUUACACACUUCCUAGAGGAGUGGGCUGUCACGUGUGGGCUGUCACGUGUAGGCUGUCACGUGUGGGCUGUCACGUGUGGGCUGUCACGUGUGGGCUUGGUUUUAGUGCUCGGUUGUUUGUCCCAGACCAUAAAACCCACCUAUCUGGGGUUCCAUUGAGUUUCGUUGGUUAGUUUGCAUUUAAUAACUUGUUAAAUGGGUAAAUGGGCACUCGUAGACACACGUGGUAUUAAAUAUAAGGCUGAAGAGUCCAGAGGUCACCUUGCUAGCCAUCAGGGAAAGUAGAGACCCAAAGCACUUGUAACUGCAAAGUGCUGUGGCCACCGAUAAUGAUACCUCAGAACAAAAAUCUCUUAGGAAAUACAUAAAUUAUUUUGCUCGGUUUAAAAAAAGAACUUGUAAAAACCGAGAAGCACACAUUCUAAAAAUGUCAGCUGUGUGCAUUGUUUUAGAUCUUUUUUGUACAGUUAUCUAAUACAAAACUGUUGCAUAUAAUUAACACAUGUUUACGUACAUCUGGAAGGAACCCUGUUGAAAUUGUUUUUGUCAGUCACCUGACAUGGUGUUUAUCUUUUUUCUUUAAUUAUGUUUGUUAGUGUUAAGGGGGGACAUAAUAAACGAGUGCUAUGACACAGGUGUAGAAGCCAGAAGAAAAGUGUAGAGUCAGUUCUCUCCUUCUACCUUUACAUGGGUUCCAGGACUAAAGCUCAGAUCAUCAGGCCCACGGGGUAAGCACCUUUCCCACCAAGCCAUCGUGCCAGCCUCACGUUUCCUUACCCAUACUUUUGGUAAAUAUCAGAGUGUUUUGCACAUAGUUGACAUUUCUCUAGCAUGCACAGAUGAGACUGUCCGUGACAAGGACAUGCCAAAUGAUUUCCCCUUACACACUACAGGGAUUGAGGGGAGUGCUAACCCGUGUGGACAUUCCUCGAUGCACAGGCUGAUGUCAGGAUAGCUUCCUCAGUCACUUCUUGACCUUCUGGCCCCUCAUAGAGCCUGGAGCUCCUCUCUGUAGCUAGACUGGCUGGCUAGCAGGCUCCUAGAAUCUACUUGUCUCUGCCCCACAGUAUUGGGGUGACAGAGGAGAAGCACCUUACACAGCUUUCACAUGAGUGCUGGAGACAUGAGGGGACCCAAUGGACCAUCUCCCUAGCCCAAAUCUGACCUUAUAUACUUUAUAUAGGACUAUAUCUGUGACUCUGCCUCUGCCUCUGACAGCACUUGAUUCAAUCAGUCAGUCUUGAACUUUUCACAAUUUAUUGAGUAUUAUUAUUGUUUUCUUAUUUUAGGAAAAUAGGGUUUUACCCAGACUGGCCUCAAAUUCACAAUCCUCCUGCCACAGCGCUCUUUGUACUAUAGACUACAGACCCACACCCAGACUCAACACGGUCAAUGAUUGUGUCCUUACUUGAACAUUGCUGACCAUUGGAGAAGUUUUCCCUCUUUACUGAGAGCACAACCAAGUUCAGAAGACAAGUAUUAUCUUUAAAUCUAAAUGGGUGUAAUUCCUUAAUGAAAAAAUUACAACAUCUUUUUGCUUUUUUGGCUCAUACACAAAGGGAAGCAUACGCACCUCGGAUAUUUUUUGAGGCUUCCAGACCUCCGUGGUUUACUCCCAGGUCACAACAGGAUUGCUCUGAGUACCUCAGGUUUCUGCUGGACAGACUCCAUGAAGAAGAAAAGAUCUUACGAAUUCAGUCCUCACAUAAGCCUUCUGAAGGUCUGGGCUGUACUGAAACUUGUUUACAAGAAGUAACCAAUAAGGUAGCUGUGCCCUCAGAGUCCCCUAGCACAGGUGGCAGUGAGAAGACUCUAAUAGAGAAAAUGUUUGGAGGGAAACUACGGACUCACAUCUGCUGCCUGAACUGCAGGAGUACCUCACACAAAGUGGAAGCCUUCACAGAUCUUUCGCUAGCCUUCUGUCCUAGCCCUUCUGUGGAAGACUCGUCUUUCCAAGACCCAGCUUCGCUACCCAGUGCACAAGAUGAUGGGCUAAUGCAAACCAGUGUCACUGACGCAGAAGAAGAGCCAGUAGUUUGUAACCCAGCAGCAGCUGCCUUUGUUUGUGACUCAGUUGUGAAUGAAAGACGAUUGGGCAGUCCUCCUGUUGAGUUUCCCUGUGCCAAAAACUCUUCUGUCCCUGGGGAAUCUGCAAAGAUUCUUGUCAGUAAAGAUGUACCUCAGAACCCAGGAGGUGAGAGCACAACUUCGGUGACUGACUUACUGAACUACUUUUUGGCUCCCGAGGUUCUGACUGGUGAGAACCAAUAUUACUGUGAGAGCUGUGCCUCUCUACAGAAUGCAGAGAAGACUAUGCAGAUCACAGAGGAGCCUGAGUACCUUAUCCUUACGCUCCUGAGAUUCUCCUAUGAUCAGAAGUACCACGUGAGAAGAAAGAUUUUAGACAAUGUGUCACUGCCGCUGGUUUUGGAGUUGCCCGUUAAAAGGACUUCCCUCUCUUCCUUGUCGGAAGGUUGGUCUGCAGAUGCUGACUUCACUGAUGUUAAUGAGAACCUAGCUAAAAAAUUAAAACCUUCUGGGACUGAAGAAGCUUUCUGCCCCAAAUUAGUGCCCUACCUAUUAAGUUCUGUUGUUGUGCACUCUGGUGUGUCCUCUGAAAGUGGCCAUUACUAUUCUUAUGCCAGAAACAUCACAGGUACAGAGUCUUCCUACCAGAUGCGCCCCCAGUCUGAAAGUCUGUCAUUAACACCCUCCCAGAGUAGUUUAUUAGGGGGAGAAAGCCCCAAUACAGUCAUUGAACAGGACUUGGAAAAUAAGGAAAUGUCACAAGAGUGGUUUUUAUUUAAUGACAGCAGGGUGACAUUUACUUCAUUUCAGUCAGUCCAGAAAAUCACAAGUAGGUUUCCAAAAGACACAGCGUACGUGCUUUUCUACAAAAAGCAAAGCAGAACUAAUGGUGUACGCAGUGACAAUCCAGCCAGUGGCGUCUGGGUCAAUGGAGAGCCACCACUACAGAAAGAGCUCAUGGAUGCCAUAACAAAGGACAACAAACUGUAUUUGCAGGAACAAGAAUUGAAUGCUCGAGCCCGGGCCCUACAAGCUGCGUCAGCGUCAUGCUCCUUUCGGCCCAAUGGAUUUGACGACAAUGACCCACCAGGAAGCUGUGGGCCGACGGGUGGAGGGGGCGGAGGAGGAUUUAACGCAGUUGGCAGACUCGUCUUUUGACCCUGAGAGAACUGAAAAUGCAUCUGGUCACCAAACAUCCGAUACUGUGGCUGUUAAAAUGUUAGGCUGUGACCUAGAGCAUAUCUAGCUUUUAUUUUUCUUUUCAUUAGACCCAAAUACUUAAGAAAAUACACUCAGUGGUUGUUUUUAUUUUCUUGACAAAAAUGCAUCAUGGAAAAAAAAAAUCUACCUCUUAAACUUCCAUUUGCAUUUAUGGUUAGACAUGCUUGGCCAAAAGUGUUGAGAGGAAAAGGCAUACCUGGUCUCUAAUUAAGCUCAUUAAAUUUGGUAGAAGGAUUGAAAUGGUGUAUUUUACUUGUACUGAACAAAAUAAUUCAUUUUGCAUUCUUAUAAGAAUUGAUGCUAGAUAUAUAUCUUGUUUUAAGAAAAAUGAAAGUCUUCGUUUCUGGCAUAAUUACCCCAAUAUUAAAUUCAAGUCUCUGUGGAGUCGAUACCACGCUCCGCCCCAGCUGCCAGUCUCUGGGCUGCUGUCCGUCUCCUCGGCAUUGUGCUCCAGAUUGAGGAACAAGUGUCAUUUAAAGGAUCAUCUACACCACACAUGGCAAGUGAUUUACGGAAGGUGCAUGAUGCCGUAGGCAGUGUUUUUAACCCAACUCUGUAGUAUUUCCAGUUGUCCAAGGACUUUAAAAUCCUGUUUCAGGGAGGGCAUCUCCUGUGUGUUUUAAAGGAGCUGAGUCCUGUAUGUGCCUUGCAGUACUGUAAUUCAAAAAUAGCUUUGGCUGCUGAAAGUUUUCUAAAACAAAAUGUUAGGAAGUAAUUUUGUGCUAACAUUAAAAUUAUUUUUUAAAGGUAUUAGAUUUUUUCAGAAGUAAAAUCUUGGUGGUCCUAAACUAGUAAAUGUAAUGGUAAAUUUCUAACUCUUAGAAAAAUUCAGAGGAAAUGAAGCUAGUUUAAGUACAAAAUCUUUGAUUUGUUAUUUAAUCUUCACAUUAAACAUUGAUAACAUUUUUAGAGUUGUAUAUAUGGGUUUUUUUCCCUUUAAGACACAUGCCUUACACAUAAAAUAUAAUCUGCUUCAUAAAAUAUUAAAAUGUCACACCCCACAUCCCUA
Molecule: messenger RNA, 5145 nt
Organism: Rattus norvegicus (Norway rat)
Lineage: Eukaryota; Metazoa; Chordata; Mammalia; Rodentia; Muridae
Gene: Usp38
Product: ubiquitin specific peptidase 38
Biological process (GO): protein K33-linked deubiquitination; negative regulation of innate immune response; protein deubiquitination
Cellular component (GO): cytoplasm
Molecular function (GO): cysteine-type deubiquitinase activity
Source: RefSeq, a predicted model, not a curated record